CAAAGGAAGUGCCAAAAAAGUCCCGCUGUGUUGGCCUGAUUCUGCAUCCGGUGUGCUAGUUGGCUUGAGAAGUGAAAGAGAUUACCGGUUUCAUCAAUGCAAAGCCCACAAACCCUUAUGGGAGGAGAUCGCAAGAUAAGUGCCUAUUGACUGUAGCGGUGAGCAAUGUUCCAAUAAAUGGAAGAGCUUGAAAAGAACAUACAUGGAGACAGUAGACCACAAUUCCAAAACAGGGAAUGACAGGAAAGACUGUAAAUUCUAUAAUGAAUUCAAUGAGCUGUAUGGGAAUAAGCCAUCAACAAAGCCAGCCUUUGUGAUGGAUUCAGGAACCACAGCUUGUACUGUUAACGAGUCAGAUACUUCAGACCACGAGGAGCAGGCAGCCCCACUUGCUGCCCCAGCUGUUAGUCAGUUAGCUACUGCUAGUGAUGAGGUUGCCCCUAAAAAGAAGGCAAAGAAGCUUGGGAGGAAAAGUCCUACGACUGCAUGGCUUGAAAAAUAUGCAGAGGUUCAGAGGGCAGAGGCAAAUCGUCGCCACGAGGAAAAGAUGCGACGUUUCGACCGCCUUCUUGACAUCUUAGAAAAGAAUGAGGCCUGAAGA
Patiria miniata (bat star) is the source of this 601-nucleotide messenger RNA. RefSeq lists its product as uncharacterized. NCBI's taxonomy places the organism in Eukaryota, Metazoa, Echinodermata, Asteroidea, Valvatida, Asterinidae. The transcript has a single exon. The record is from RefSeq and is a predicted model, not a curated record. The coding region runs from base 203 to 598 and encodes 131 amino acids.